Messenger RNA from Geosmithia morbida, 423 nucleotides. RefSeq names its product Cofilin/tropomyosin-type actin-binding protein. The transcript has 3 exons. NCBI's taxonomy places the organism in Eukaryota, Fungi, Ascomycota, Sordariomycetes, Hypocreales, Bionectriaceae. Gene Ontology annotation, cellular component: actin cortical patch. The annotation marks the transcript as partial. Gene Ontology annotation, biological process: actin filament debranching; negative regulation of Arp2/3 complex-mediated actin nucleation. The record is from RefSeq and is a predicted model, not a curated record. Gene Ontology annotation, molecular function: Arp2/3 complex binding; actin binding.
GCGUCUGAAUCUCGACUCUACACCUUCUCGCCCGAGAGCAAGGACCACCUCCGAAAAUUUCGCCUCACGACCUCGCGCGCCAAGGGCCCCCAGGCAGUAAUAUACCUGAUUGAUAAGAAUACGCACGAGAUCCGCCAGGACGAGGACAAGGUCGUGUACAAGUCCCUCGACGAGAUUGCAGAGGACCUGCCUGACCACUCGCCGCGAUACGUUCUCCUGAGCUAUCCCCUCACAAUGCCGGACGGACGAUUGUCGGUGCCGUAUGUGCUGCUGUAUUACCUCCCUAUAACUUGCAACGCCGAGAUGCGCAUGCUGUACGCCGGCGCCAAGGAGCUGAUGAGGAAUACCAGCGAGGUGGGGAGGGUGAUUGACAUUGAGUCCGCUGAGGACCUAGAGGAGAUCCCUGAAAAGUUGGAGAGCUAG